Nanorana parkeri is the source of this 2088-nucleotide messenger RNA. RefSeq names its product P2X purinoceptor 7-like. The transcript has 13 exons. Gene Ontology annotation, molecular function: ATP binding; extracellularly ATP-gated monoatomic cation channel activity; purinergic nucleotide receptor activity. Bases 1 to 2088 code for a protein of 695 amino acids. Gene Ontology annotation, cellular component: plasma membrane; nuclear inner membrane. NCBI's taxonomy places the organism in Eukaryota, Metazoa, Chordata, Amphibia, Anura, Dicroglossidae. The record is from RefSeq and is a predicted model, not a curated record. Gene Ontology annotation, biological process: response to ATP; monoatomic cation transmembrane transport.
AUGGUGAAUAUUCUUCCCCACUCCUUCUCUGAAAUCUCCAUCCUCAAAGGUGGAUCUUCAUUCUUUGUUCUAACAAACAUAAUAAAAACAGAAAAUCAAAAAGAAGGCAAUUGUUCCGAGUUUCCAAGCCCCAAAACAAUAUGUUCUCAAGCUGACAGCUGCAAAAAAGGUUAUGCUGACCCACAGAGUAAUGGCAUUCUAACCGGCAGAUGUAUAGAGUAUAACACCACCUUUAAUACUUGUGAAGUGAGAGCAUGGUGUCCGGUGGAGUCUAAAAGUACUCCAGAGCUGGCCAUUUUGGGAAGUGCUGAGAAUUUUACAGUUUUGAUAAAGAACAGUAUUCACUUUGCAGCCUUUAAUUAUACCACGAAAAACAUCCUUCCGGAAUACAAUGUCACCUGCGUUUAUAACAAAGUGACUGCUCCUCAAUGUCCUAUAUUCCGAUUAGGGGACAUCCUAAAAGAAGCAGGACAUCAUUUUUCCCAAGUUGCCAUUCUAGGUGGCAUUAUGGGCAUAGAAAUCAACUGGAACUGUAAUCUCGACCGUUGGCUUCACAGCUGCCGUCCACAGUACAGUUUCCGACGGUUGGAUGAUAAGGUUGUUAAUGAACGCUUAUAUCCUGGCUUAAAUUUCAGAUUUGCCAAGCACUACAAGAUGCCGAACCAAAGCGACCUGAGGACUCUUAUAAAGGCAUAUGGAAUACGAUUUGACAUUCAAGUCUAUGGCACAGGAGGCCAGUUUAGUUGGUUGGAAUUGGUGAUGUUCAUCGGUUCCUAUCUUUCUUACUUUGGAUUGGCAAAAGUAGUGAUUGAUUUUAUUAUCAGCCUGUACUGCAAAAGGUGCUGCAGCACUACAUCGGGUCAGAGAUACUUUGAUAAGGAGAAGUAUGAGGAGAUCCCCGGGCCCUGUAUUCUAACGUGCCAGGAACUCAAGUUUGUGUCCUUUGUGGAUCAAGAGGACAUAAUAAUGGUGGAUAAAAAAAUAAAGAAAAGCUUACAAGUGACUAAAGGUAAAAAGGUUAAGAGAGGAAAAAAGACUGAUAACAUAGUCCUUGCUCAGCUUGAACUGUCUGCAAUUGAUGGACUGGAAGAACUUCCUCUAUACCCAAGAAGUGCUAAAAAAUCCUCAGCAAUUCCUUCCUGGUGUCGUUGUUUGAAAUGUCUUCCAGAAAAUGCAUUUGAAGAUCAGCUCUGCUGCCGAUAUCAAAAUGGGGAAUGCAUUACAAACUCGGAAAUGUUUAGGAAGCUGGUCCUGCAGAGACUGGCUCUGGUGCACAUCCUGCAAUACAACAAUCCUCUGAUAAACAGGCAUUCCAUAGGCAAAAAACAGCUAGCAGAGUGCGCUCGAAAUCAGUAUGUCCAAUGGCGCUUUGGGAGCAAUAAGAAUAUGAUGGACUUUGCAAAGAUACCAAGCUGUUGUAAACAUGAAAUAGAAAACACGUUCAAUGGUGAUGCAUCUGAAACCUCCUUGCAACAUGCAGAUAAAGACACAAAAAGGCAGUCCGCAUCUAAUACCUCCAGGAAACCUCUGCUGAAACAGCAGCCUAUGAGAGGAAAAAAGACUGAUAACAUAGUCCUUGCUCAGCUUGAACUGUCUGCAAUUGAUGGACUGGAAGAACUUCCUCUAUACCCAAGAAGUGCUAAAAAAUCCUCAGCAAUUCCUUCCUGGUGUCGUUGUUUGAAAUGUCUUCCAGAAAAUGCAUUUGAAGAUCAGCUCUGCUGCCGAUAUCAAAAUGGGGAAUGCAUUACAAACUCGGAAAUGUUUAGGAAGCUGGUCCUGCAGAGACUGGCUCUGGUGCACAUCCUGCAAUACAACAAUCCUCUGAUAAACAGGCAUUCCAUAGGCAAAAAACAGCUAGCAGAGUGCGCUCGAAAUCAGUAUGUCCAAUGGCGCUUUGGGAGCAAUAAGAAUAUGAUGGACUUUGCAAAGAUACCAAGCUGUUGUAAACAUGAAAUAGAAAACACGUUCAAUGGUGAUGCAUCUGAAACCUCCUUGCAACAUGCAGAUAAAGACACAAAAAUGCAGUCCGCCUCUGAUACCUCCAGGAAACCUCUGCUGAAACAGCAGCCUAUGGCAACGCUACCUUAA